Messenger RNA from Harmonia axyridis, 561 nucleotides. RefSeq names its product craniofacial development protein 2-like. The coding region runs from base 1 to 561 and encodes 186 amino acids. The record is from RefSeq and is a predicted model, not a curated record. NCBI's taxonomy places the organism in Eukaryota, Metazoa, Arthropoda, Insecta, Coleoptera, Coccinellidae. The transcript has a single exon.
AUGGGGGACCGGAACGCCAGAAUCGGAAACAAUGUGGUCCAAGGAGUGAAACACCACUUUAACGAUGAACAUCUCAACGAGAACAGAAAGGCUCUGGUAGACCUUUGUGAUCGUCACAAUAUCAGAAUAAAUAACACAUUCUUUAGGCAUAAAUCACAACAUAAGAUCACGUGGCAGAACUCGCGGGGACAGAGCUCAACAAUAGAUUAUAUUCUAUCGAACCGAGCCAUACAUGCAACCCAGAUAUUGGAUGUGAGAAGUUUAACAUCAGCCAACAUAGGCUCUGAUCAUUUCUUGGCCCUCUGCAAGCUGCGUAUUUACAUACAAAAGAAGAAACUCUCUUUAAGCCCCGAAAAAGAAAAAUGGAACAUAGAAUCUCUUAACGACCCGUCAACCAGGGAACUCUACCAAACUCGAUUAUAUAAAAAAAUUGAAAGCAACUCCAUCCUGGAAGAGGACGACGUCGAAAACUCGUGGAAUAAAAUACAGUUGAACGUUCUGACUGCAGCCAAUGAAACCAUCGGGAGGAGAACAGUCAAUACAAACAAACAAUCAAACUAA